AUGGCUUUGCCGGCAAAUGCGCAAGAGGGUAGCGGCACAGCUGAAGGCAUAUAUUUAGAAAGUGAGAAAGACAGUGCUACUGUAUGUACUUGGCAAGCGAAGUUAAGAGGAUCAACGAACAAGUUUGUUGGCUAUGUUGGAUCAGUUGAGGAAGCCAUGACUGUAAUAAGACAAUAUGAACUGGAAGCAACAACAAAAUUCUCUUGUUUUAAAUCAGACAAAAUGUUUGGUGCUGGAGGUAAGAUAAUUAUGAAGUAACAAAAUAAUUAUGCACUUAUCAACUGAAAGCCGACCCCCCACCCCCGGGCCAAGGUGGGGGAACAAAGGGUGUUUGAUAAAAUUUGACAGCAUGUUUUGCCGUUGGGGGCUGGGGAUUUCUCAAGAUUUGCCAUGUUUUAUUUUUCUCCUGCAGGACUGUAGGUGGGGGCUUUAAAAGUUUAAGUGCCCCCUCAUGGGGGUUAAUCACCAUUGUAGUUGACCUGAAGUCAAAUCCCCACCCUGUCCUGGGGGUGGGGGAGGGGGGAUUUCAGUUGACAAGUGCAUAAACAAUAAGUUGGUCAUAAAAAGAUUAUAAUAAACAAUGCUGUGAUCUUAGAAAUUUUUCUUUUGUUGGGGGGGGGGAGAGAAAUAUGCUGGAGUAGAAUGUGCAUAUUCUAAACACAGUGGUAUUCAUGGCAUGAACAAUUUCUGAACCAAAGACAUGAAAUACCGUAAAAUUCCGAAAAUAAGGCCCGGGGCUUAUAUUUUUCAAAGGCCCUUUUUGAGGGGCUUAUUUUUGGAGGGGCUUAUAUUCGGAGGGGCUUAUAUACGGGAGGGAAAUUUGCGUUUCAAAAUCGAUUGGGCUAGCCUUAUAGUUAAAAGUAAAUUUACCGUUUUUGCUUUGUUUUAUUUUGUAUUUGAGGGCAAUUUUCCAAGUAAAAGCCCCCGGGGGGCUUAUAUUUGGAGGGGCGAUUUUACGGAGGGUUUUUUGCGUUACCAGUUUGGGGGGCUUAUACACGGAGGGGCUUAUUUUCGGAAUUUAACGGUAUCUUUAAAUCUAUGGUUGACUGAGUACUAUCUGCAAAGGGUGCAUGUAAUACAUUGGCUUGACUGUGGUGUAGGUUGCAUACCAGAUUACAAUCAAAAUUAUAAUAAACAAGGCUAUGCUCUAAGAAAAAAAAUUCGGGGAGCCCAAAACACUAACCCUUUGACAUUCUGGCUGCCCAGCAUAGUAAUUUUGGGUAAAAACUAAGAUUGCCUUCCUGCCGAAAAGCAACAGUAAGUCACCAGGGCCUUCUGAGGACUGCUAGAGUACAGCCCUAAUAAACAUAAUACAGACUUUCCUUGUUUCUAUGACACAGAUCCCUUUGCCAAGCAAAGAAAAGUCUAUUUCAAAGAUGACAAAAUUCCAUUUGAUGGAGUACCAUUCAGUAUAAUUGGCACCAAGGUAUUUGACUGCCAACAUGGACCAGACAGGAAAAAGUCAUUUAAAGCGAGACAUUCUGAAGAGAAGGUAUGUUGGUCAUGACUAAAAAAUAUCUGCAUUUUCAUUUCACAGCCACAGCCUUUUUGGUGCUUUUAGCACUAAACUGUAAGGAAUCUAUAAUAUUAAUCUUCUAACUACAGGUUGAUGAUCACUCAUUCAAAAGGAGGAGGUUUCUACCUCAAGACACAAUGAAGUUUGGCUGCCCUGCAAGUAUUCGUUUAUCAGAAGUCAUAAAGUAUUGCAAUUACAACGUACAAAACCACCAUCACAAUAGUGAUAAUAGCAAUUGACAUUAUACUUCCGCUCAGUAAAAUACAUCCCUUCAUUUCAUAACUUAUACUGUACUGUCUCUUAACUCUAUUAGAUCAGGGAUGACACAGAAAGGCUAAGAAGGGACAUGUCCAAAAAGCUGAAGACUGAUAUAACCAGCGCACAGAAACCCCAAGUGGAACGCAGAAUUUAUAUCCAAUUACCAAAGGAGGAUGAACACAAAGAUCACAUCACUGGAGAGGUCUGUUGAUGUCAAUGGAAAGAACUGGGACACUACCUUAACUUGAGAACAAUAAUAUUAACUUUUGUUUUUGGUUCUUUUUGUUUGAGUAAUAGUUGAAGGCUUACGGAAAAACACUUUGAAUGGGUGGGACAAGAGUUGAGUCAUUUUCAUAUAAACCUUCUAGUUUUUCAUGUAUAAAUCAUUAUGGUAAUUAUAGUUUCGGACAGGUAUUACUUUCCUAUGAAAAGGCAAGAAGGCAUGUGAAAGAAAGUCAAGUCAGACCUUCCACUCAAAGGCUAGGUCAGAAAGUACAACAGGUGUAUUGGUGGCUACAUGCUAUGUAGUGGUAACAAUCAUAGCCUAGGUCUGUAAAUGAAGUAAUGAUCAUGAUAAAAGGUCCAAGUUGUGUCUAGGACUAAAAUAGAAGCUGAUAAAAAAUAAACAAAAUUGUCUAGGAAUUAUUAUUUCAACUGAUUUGUUGCUAUUCUAUCCAAAUAAUUUGUUUUUUGAAUGUUGUUGUUGACAGAAGUGACAUUUCAUUCAUUACAUGUAAGUGUACAUUGUACCAGCAGUGCCUACAACUAUCAGCAUGGCUGUCAAAAUAUUUCUGUCAAAAAUGUAAUUCCAUUUUCAUUUUUCUCCUCAUGUAUCAAACAACCAGAUUGGUGGCAUUCUGCAGCCCAUCAACAUCGGCAAAGGUGUGAAAACUGUGGACAAAAUGAAAAGACAUCUUAGGCAAUUCGUAAAAACUGAACUAUUUCCAGGGCAAUCUCCACCAGCAUCAACAAACAGGCGCUAUUAUCCAACAGAUGUGGACAUCAGGAACCACAUGUAUCAGGCAUCAGUAAAAAAAAUCCUGUCCAAAUCUGAUCAGGAAAACCUUGAAAAGAAAAUUGAAAAUUGGUGUCAGGAGAACCCACCAGGCUCUUUCUAUUUUAGACCCUGUCCCCUAUCAGCCUCAUCAACAGCUUCUGAAAGCAUGAACAAUGAGGAAACACAUCAAAAUUGUGUGCGAGAUUAUCUUUUGUUUGCUCAUCAAACAGCCUGGCACAAGCAACUCAUGAUCUGUUACGGAAAUGAGAUCACCCUGCUUGAUGCAACCUACAAGACAAUGAGAUAUGAGCUCCCUCUAUUUUUCCUAGUGGUAAAGACAAAUGUAAAUUACAUAGUUGUGGGGUCUUUCAUAAUUCAACGGGAAACUACAGCCUCCAUACAGAAAGGACUAGGAAUCUUCCAUGAU
Molecule: messenger RNA, 3198 nt
Organism: Porites lobata
Lineage: Eukaryota; Metazoa; Cnidaria; Anthozoa; Scleractinia; Poritidae
Source: the annotation of a GenBank genome assembly